AUGCUGGACUAUUUCCGCCACCGGCGUUGGUCCCACGUGGAUUUCGCGUCGCCGAGGAUCACGGACAACCUCGCCACCUCUACCUUCAGGACCACUCCGCACGACGCCGACGCGUCCGCAUCCACCACUACCGCCGCCUCCGCUUCUAUUUCCACUUCAACUUCCACCUCCACUUCUGCUCCCGCUUGCACUUCUACUACCACUUCCACUUCCACUUCCAUUUCCACUAACCACAUCUCUAACGCGAGUUCGCCCACUACAUCUGUUCCCACUGCCAUUCCUAGCGCCAACGCUUCCCUCUCCUCCUUCCCCUCGAAGCCCCUUCCCAAGGCCACUACAAUCACCACCACCGACGUCGGGUCCAGCUCCGGCACCGUCACCACCAUCAUCAUCACCGCCACCACCACACAUCCCCUGACUACUGCCACCGGCACAAGCACGUCCACGACAUGUCCGAUCAUCACACGCCACAUCAAGACCACCAUAAUUCCCCAAAUAGCCACAGACCCGAUUCCCACGCCCACAGCAUCAGCCACAUCAACAUGUUCCCUCAACACCAGAGUAUCCGUAGCCACACGCCCUGCCACACGUCACAAUAACACAGACACGUCCCUUGCCACGUACUUUAGUCCCGCAUCCAAACCACCCGCCAUGCACCCUACAACUACGGCUUCACGCUCUGCCACCACAUUUUCACCCCCUGCAUCUCCUCUCUCGUCUUCAGGGAUGACAGAAGCGCUUCUCAGUGCCAGUGACACGCUUUCGCCCUCUGUCACGACCGGAGCCAAAGCCAUAUGUCCUGGCAUCACGGCGCCAUGUUCCACAACACCAGCCACUCAGAAUUCCAUUCCGACUGUUACUACUACAAGACUACCAUCUUACCCAAGCACGGUUUUUCGGCCAAAUAAUACAAGAAUAAGCCUGACCACAAAAUAUCACAACACCACUACCAGUAACUCGCAUCCGGGGAUCACUGCCACGCUCCCUGGCACUGGUACGACUCGCCCUGGUACCAUCACCACUCGCUGCGACACAAAAACCGUGACAGUUCCUGCGUGCGAGGCCGGCGCCGGGUCCCCGCUCUCCAUCACCGUCUGCCAAAGUACCGCCGACACUCCCGUGAGAGCUGCUCCACGCCCUUGGACCUCCAUCAUCUGCCAGGGCACGCCCGCCGGUCGCAGAACUGCCGGCACCUGUGGCAGUGCUACGACUGUGUGCCAGGCCGCCACUAUGCCCCCUGCCACUACCACCGUCACUACCACCUUCAGCCAGAUCGCUCCUAACACACUGAUUGGUAUCACGAGGGCGUACCCAACUGCUGUCACGUCCCCUUUGUCAAGUAAGGUCGGUAAAACUGUCACGAAUCCGACUAGAUCUCUCUGGCCAACUGUCACUACAACUACUGCGGGCUCAAGUCUCACUGUUACUGGUCCAGCGAUUUCUCUAUGCCCGAGGACCCAUGCCAUGACCUCAGCUCCUUCCGGGCACCAGAGUGCCACUCACGCAAGUUCAGCUAUCUCUCCAACUACCUCCGUGUAUCCUCGGGAGUGUGCCGCUGGAACAGUGCCUGCUACUCGCACUUGUGCCAUAAAUACGUGUUUGCUCACCACGUCCGCAAGCCAUGAUGCUAAAAACGCACGUGCAUACAUCACCACCGAUACCACCUCAUUAGGUGCAUCAGCCACCAUAGAUGGCACAUGUCAUGCCACCACACCAUCCCCUGCUACCAUUGCCACAUCCCCUACCACCAUCACAUCCCUUGCCACGUCUGCCACCUCUACCCCAUCUUCUGACACCAAUACCCCCUCUCCUGUCAUCUCUACCCCAUCUCCUGACACCACUACCCCACCUGCCUCUACCCUAUCUCCUGCCAACACUACCCCACCUGCCUCUACCCCAUCUCCUGCCACCACUACCCCACCUGCCUCUACCCCAUCUCCUGCCACCACUGCCUCGUCUGUAUCUACCCCAUCUCCUGCCACCACUACCCCACCUGCCUCUACCCUAUCUCCUGCCAACACUACCCCACCUGCCUCUACCCCAUCUCCUGCCACCACUGCCUCGUCUGUCUCUACCCUAUCUCCUGCCACCACUACCCCACCUGCCUCUACCCCAUCUCCUGUCACCACUACCCUACCUGCCUCUACCCUAUCUCCUGCCAACACUACCCCACCUGCCUCUACCCCAUCUCCUGCCACCACUGCCUCGUCUGUAUCUACCCCAUCUCCUGCCACCACUACCCCACCUGCCUCUACCCAAUCUGCCACCACUGCCUCGUCUGUCUCUACCCCAUCUCCUUCCACCACUACCCCACCUGCCACCCCUAUCAUCACAACAACGAACCGAAACGCUGCCACAACAAAUCCUGCCACGAGAAACGCAUACCCCUUCGCCCCUGCAACUCGCCCAAGCUCCCUUGGCACGUACCCGAUCGUGACCAUCAGGCGCUCGACGACGAUCGCUGCGUGCCCUAUCUCCACCGUCAGCCGCCCGGGCACGUCGGCCUCGUCCUACUCAGCUGGCAGUACCGGUACGAGUACCUCCGACAGUACCAACAGCAGCGCGACCACCACGCCGUCGCCCAGGGUACCACGACACUCCAUUUCGAUGCCCGAGUUCAGGACCGCCAAAAAGGUGAGCGGACGGGAGCGAGAGGGAGUUGGCAAGGAGGGGGAGGACGUGACAUAG
Penaeus chinensis is the source of this 2688-nucleotide messenger RNA. Its product is annotated as mucin-5AC-like. The record is from RefSeq and is a predicted model, not a curated record. The transcript has a single exon. NCBI's taxonomy places the organism in Eukaryota, Metazoa, Arthropoda, Malacostraca, Decapoda, Penaeidae. Bases 1 to 2688 code for a protein of 895 amino acids.